Messenger RNA from Geodia barretti, 5057 nucleotides. Lineage: Eukaryota; Metazoa; Porifera; Demospongiae; Tetractinellida; Geodiidae. The record is from the annotation of a GenBank genome assembly.
AAACAACCCUGGUAGCCUCAUGGCCUCGAAGUCGGUGAAGGCUCAGCUGAAAGCUGCGAAGGCUGCGGUGGGGAAGAAAGAGUACCAUGAGGUAGCCAGGAUAUGCCAGGAUAUAUUUGCAGCGGAGGAGGGUAACUACGUGGGCCAUGUGUUUGCAGGGCUGGCAGCCAUUGAACUGGGGAGACCCGACCAAGCCAGGGAGCAUUACAAGACUGCCCUUGCAGCCCAACCUGGUGACCCUCUGGCAUGGAAGGGGCUGGCUAAUUAUUAUGACAAGCACCCUCCCAGUGGUCAGGAUGAGGUGAGAGAUGCUCUCCAGACCUACCAGACACUACUUCCUCAUGUGGACAGUGAUGUGGUCAAGAAGCAGAGUACUCUGAGCUCCCUGGCCUCCCUCUACCACCGCACAGGGGACACCUCCUCCAUGGUGGCCACCUACUCCACCCUCCUGGCCACCUACCCCCCUGGAGACCAGGACCUUGUUGGACUGUGGCCCACCAUCACCGACAGCCUCCUGGGACUCAUCAAACUCCCACAGCCUGCCUGGGACAUGUUGGUUAGAGGUGUGGAGGUGAUUGUGGGAGGAGGUGAUGAGGAGAUGAGACAGUCCACCAGAGAGAGAUUCAUCCCACUGCUGUUGGACAGAUACAAGGAGAGUGAGGGUGAGGGAGAGAUGAGGGAGAUGUUGUGGGGUCACUGCCAGUGUGCUCUGGAGUCCAGAGCAUCCUCCCUACCUGCUCUCACUGCCACCGUCUUCCUCUGUCUGGAGGACAUCUUAUCUGCGCUCCCAGAGGAUCCUGGUAGAGAAUGUAUUGGAGACUGGGCAUCUACUGUACUUGAGACUCUCCGGUCUGAGGAGAGAGGAGACGGAGGGUCAGGUCUUGUCUGUGUUGGUAUGGCGUGUGUACAAGCAAAGGAGGGAAAGUGGAGAGAUUUUUGCGACCUGCUUGAAAAAGGUUUGACUGUCUCUCCAACAAUGUACAACGAGGUCCACCUCUUGCUGUCCUGGGCCUGCCUCAGGCUACAUCACUUUUCCAGGGCUCUACAAUAUGCACACACAGGUAUUGAGGGGUUUGCCAAGUUCCCCAGAGUAAUUGCUAAGCAAGCACGGUGGAAGCUCAAGGUAUUGGAGGCCAGAGCUCUGCUAGGGUUGGGACAGGAACACCAUGCACAACAGGCCCUUGCGAUUCUGAUGGAGCUUGUGGACAAAGGGUCAUGUGAUUGUCAUGUGACAGUUUCACUCGCCAGGGCUCAUCUGGCUCUUGGAGAUAUCCAGGCAGCUGAGAUGGUUGUGCAAUCGUUCAAGGACUCUGCAGACUCGGACACUGCUACUGCAAACAUGUUGCAGGGAGAAGUGUCAAUGGCUCGAAAAAGCUAUGAAAAGGCUCUCUCUUGGUUUGAGUCAGUGCUGGGCGGUGAGGAGCAGCGAUGGGUGUCAGAAUGUCUGCUGCUGAAGGGACUAGCUCUGUGGCACUCUGGGAACAGCCGGGCCAGCUAUGCCACUCUACUCAAGGCGGCAAAGGCUGACCCGUACAAUCCUGACAUAAUGCUCUACAUUGGCCACUACCAGAGACAAGUUGCAGGAGACAUCAGUCGUGCCCUCAAGUGCUACCGGAAGGCAGCCCAGCUGCAGCCAGACCACGUGGAGGCUCUUAGUUGCUCUGGAGACCUCCUUUUCAAUAGCGGCAUGGAGGAGGAGGCAUUUGGUGUGUAUAGUGAAGUCACUAAAAGAGUUCCAGUGGCAAGAGCAAAGCAGGCAUGGUUGAGACUGGGACUCUACCAUAGGAAGAAGGGGCAGUUCAAUGAUGCCAUUCACUGCUUCCAGAAGUCACUGACUACCGACACCAGUGACAAACAGUGUUGGGAGUGUCUGGCUGAGGCCUACCUGGCCAGAGGUAGCCACACUUCUGCCCUGAGGACAUUUGCAAGAGUUGUUGAGGCACGUGACAAUAUUUGUUGGUAUGCACACUUUUCAUCUCAGACUAUUGUACACGUACAGUUGGAUCCAGAAUCAGUUUACUGCCUUUACCAACUGGGUAAUAUCAACCAGGUCCGCGGCGAGCUAAAUGAGGCAGUGGCCAGGUACUCUGCUGUCCUGGAUCUGCAGCCAAACUACCUCCCUGCCCUCAAGGGUCGAGGCCACACCCACUACCUCCUUGCUCUCGGUAGUCUGAGACAGAACCUUGAUGCCAAGGCAGUGAGUCAUGUCUCCCUGGCCUUGACUGACCUCACCUGGUUAGAGAUUGUACUCCAGUAUGCACAUACAGUACCAGUACUUCAUGUUACAGGCUGCCAGUAUAAAGCCUCAUUUCCUGUGUGUCUGGAAGCUAAUUGGAAACUGCUGUACCUGCCUUCACCAGGUUCUGCCCUGACAUUGCUAGACCUGCAGUUCCUGGAGUACUGUGUGGGGAUGGGAGGCUCACUGGGCACCACAUCAGUGGUGGACAAGUCCCAACUCUUCCUCAUUGGCUGCAGAUCUUUUGCAAGAGCUCUUCAGUUGAGUCCAGAGUGUAGCAGUCUGUGGCAUGACCUGGCCCUAACCUACUACCACCUCUCACAGAUUUCCAGUACAAACGAGAAGAAGUCAGAGUUCAUUGGAUCAGCGUUCAGUGUAAUCAAUAAAGCUCUGAGCAUCAGCCCAAGAGACCACACCCACUGGAAUCUUCUGGGUGUUAUUGCAGCUCAUCCUGGUAUUGGGAAGCCAGCUGUUGCCCAGCACGCCUUCAUAUCAUCCAUACAACUAGAGAACAAUAAUGGCAUAGCGUGGACUAAUCUGGGAGCUCUGUACCUCCAGCAUGGAAACAUUAAGUUGGCCCACAAGGCAUUCUCCAUAGCCCAGUCCCUGGACCCAGGCUAUGCCACAGCCUGGAUAGGACAAGCCAGCAUCGCCCACAGCAUUGGAGAUGCUGACUGUAUGGACCUCUAUAGACACACCACCGAACUGGAGUAUCAUAGUGAGGGUAGUCGUGGCUAUGGCUACUGGGUGUGCCACAGUCUGGCCAGUCUGAGCCCCGACCUGCUCCUGGAGCCCGGUGCCCAGGACCUGAACCAGGUGGCCCGGCGAGGACUCCUCCAGGCCAGGGACUGUCUCCAGAGACUGACAGAGAGAGAGCCAGGUGACCUGUGGGCCCUCAACCACCUAGCCCUCCUCCUGGAGCAGGAGGGACUCCUGGGACUGGCCGACCAAGUCCUACACAGAGCUGAGGAGUUGCUAGAGGCGAAUCCAUCUGCACUGACUCCCGGCCAGUGUUCAGCAGUCUCCACCAACAGGGCCAGGGUUCUAAGUGCCCUGGGUAGACAUGAGGAGAGUCUUGGACUGUGGCUGAGUGUUAACCCCUCUCCCACUGACCUCUCCUCCCGCCUCCACCUGGCCCUUGCCCUCCACAGAGCAGGCAAAUACAAAGAGAGUCUCCAAGUGUAUGAGGCAGGGGUGGAGGAGGCAGAUGAAAACAGAAAGUCGGCUGUUCUGGGAGCCUGUGCCAUGGUGGCCUAUGCCCUGGGAGACACUCACAACUGCAAGACAUACCUCUUUAAGGCGUUUGAGACCAGUCCUCCGAGUCUGCAUGUGCUCAUUGGACUGUGUGUAGUUGGUUGCUUGACCCUUGACCUCACAUUGCUGCAGACUGCAUUACUAGAGAUGAGCAAGACCAUCGAGUGGAACAGUGGAGACGGCCAGAUGCUGCAUGCCUCCUGUCUGGUGGCUCUGAAGAUAAUCAUGAACUCCAGUCAGAUUGGCCCAGAGUGUGUGGAGACUGCAGCCACUCUCCUAAACCAACUCCCUGAUAGGCAUCAGUAUGUGGAGAGCCCACCUCUGCCACUCGUUGUUCCACUCCUGGCAGCCUCCUCACCCACCCCCGAGGCUCUGUCGGUGCCUGCACAGAAACUCUUCCACAGCUACCCUAGCAGUGUCUGGAGCAUUGCUACUCUGGCACAUGCUGCCGUACACCUCCAGAGCAGCACAAAGACUGGGCUAAAAGCUCUGCUAAACUACUAUGUUGAGAGUGACCUUUCUUACAGUGCUAGAGCCUAUGGAAAGCACGUAGUGAAGUUGAAGUUGUGGCUAAAUUCAUGAACAAAACAAUUCUACAUAAUAGGUCAGCGAAAAAAUAAUUCUAUCACACCAGUCACUGAACACCAAACGUUUCGGCUGAAGAGCUAUAUACAGCCUUCUUCAGUGGUGAAAUUACAAAGAGGGAGGAUGGUGAGUAGUGUGAUAGAAUUAUUUUUUCGCUGACCUAUUCUGCUUCCCAGUCAACCAAGAAUGUUUGGCAUUAUCAAUUCUACAUAAUAAUUAUAAUAUAGCUAAAUCGUAAAUGUGGCUAUUUUGAUUGCUGUUCAUCUCCAAGUUUUUUUAAUGUUGAGUUUGAGGUCUCUCCUUGAGCCACUUGGCAAUGUUGGGGAGUUUCCUAACGUUCUCUGUCAGCUUCUUCAAGGUCGGGAAGUUAUCGAGGACAUUAGGAGCUUCUUGUUGAAUGUAUUCCACGGUAUGGGUGAAGAGGAAAUCGACAUAGGAUACCUUGGCCCCGUAAAACCAACCAUCGCUGGUGGCAGUGUUGGAAGCAGCCAGCUUUUCCAACGCACCGAAACUCUUUGGUGUGAUGUUUUCUUGCAAAUCCUUUCUCAGCGUCGCCUUUUUCUCUUCGUCUUUCUCGAAAUACAUAGCGGACAUCUUUCCUUUGAAGUCGUCGAUGGCAUCCUCGGCACUCUCCAGGAUGAGCCUGGCCAUGUCAUCCUCUCCAGCUAGUCCGAACUGCCGAGCCAGAUAGCGUGCGAUAGGCAUGGAACCGCCUAUCAGUUUCCCGUCGAUGUCCAGCACUGGCACGAAGCCAUACGGUGUCUUAGGUUUGAACUCGGCCCAUUGCUCAGACGUGAGGCGAAUGUCCUCGUACUCCACUCCUGCCUGCGCGAACACGAGGCGAACCACCUCCGCGUUCCCGCGUGAGUUGAAAUAGUAGAGCUUGUAGUGAGGCAUCGUUUCUCUUUCGGUAGACAAGACUCCGAAAGACGACAAUGGAGGGAUGCGAGCAGGACACCCAGUUAUAUAGACGUGUGCAUGU